GUCUCUGCGCCGCCUCCUUCCCACGGUUUUCUGCCGUCGCUGGGUGCCCCUUUCCGGCUCCGGUGCUGGAUCGCCGGGGGCUCUUUGUGCGGAAAAGGCCAACAGGCGGCGGGUGCAGGUGAUCGGGCUGGUGCUUACGCGUGGCAGUGGACGGAAGGGGGAUCUCCCGAAACAGCACCGGAUUCUGGGAAGCUUGAAGAAGGGCAGAGCUAGAAGGGCAGAGCUACAACAACAUGGCUAGCAAGCCCAGAAACCAAAAGCCAGGAUGGAAACUGGCAGCCAAGGCAUCUCAGUUGAAGAGACCACGGAAUGUUGUUCCUUGGCAGAGCAAGGCCGAAUGGGACCAAGUGAUGGUGGGGCUGUAUUGUGAAGACUGCCACACACAACGAGAGGCACUGGACAGAGUGUCUGUCUGGAAGAGCAGGUUUGGGUCCAAGAUGCCUUUAGCUGUGGAAUGCACUGCAGAUCUGAUCCGUUGUAAGCUUCUAGAUGCCUCUGGAGUUCUGAAAUCCCAUGAACUGAUCCUGACCUAUGGCCUGGCUCUGGUGAGGUUUGUGAAUCUCAUCACCGAGCGGAAGCAGAAGAUGGUUACCAUUCCACUGAGGCAUCUAGCAAAAGAGCUGAACAUCCCAACCUGGAUUGUGGAUCUACGUCACGACUUAACACAUGGCACCCUUCCCCAGCUGGUAACUUGCCGAAAAGGUUGUGAUACUGUGCUGGACUGGCUGAGGCGCUCAUAUUGGAGUUGCCAACUUGGCAAUAAUUUAGUUAAAGAAGGUGAGGAAAGUGAAGAAUCAUCAGAAGUGGAUGGCGAAGAUGAGAUGGCCAGCAGUCAAGAAGAUUCAAAGAAGACGCCAGAUGAGCAGAAACAACAGGAACUCUGUGGAAAAGUCAGAGAUGUUUUGACUUCGUUUAAAAAUCAACAGCUUGAG
Messenger RNA from Thamnophis sirtalis, 932 nucleotides. The record is from RefSeq and is a predicted model, not a curated record. NCBI's taxonomy places the organism in Eukaryota, Metazoa, Chordata, Lepidosauria, Squamata, Natricidae.